Molecule: messenger RNA, 798 nt
Organism: Penicillium daleae
Lineage: Eukaryota; Fungi; Ascomycota; Eurotiomycetes; Eurotiales; Aspergillaceae
Product: kinase-like domain-containing protein
Exons: 2
Coding region: 1-798 (265 amino acids)
Biological process (GO): protein phosphorylation
Molecular function (GO): protein kinase activity; ATP binding
Source: RefSeq, a predicted model, not a curated record
AUGUCUUACAAUCCACAACUGCCCAUUAAUAUAGUGAUUAUAUCAGAUCUUCACAUUGGCAAUGUCUUUCUACGUCCCCCGGCCGAUUUUAACCAUCUGUCCAUCGAGCAGCUAUACAAACAAUAUGGUCGACCCACGUUUGAACCAGUUGUCCGUCUUGACGGCCAACCUCUCCAGUCUAGCAUACCAUCUAGCAUUGUCCCUCCGAUCUGGCUUGGAAAAGCCUCAGAGCUAUUCGCAAUUUCGGAAUCUAGACUCCUACUUGAGCAUCGAUAUAGCUCGCAUGCCCCUCUAUCUUUCGUGCCGCCUGAAGCCCGAUUUAAGCCAGAAUUGGGCCUUUCCUUCCCGGCUGACGUCUGGACUCUUGCAUGUUCUAUAUGGAUAAUACUUGGUCAGCGUCCCUUGUUUGAGGACAUACUUGCCACGCCGGACGACAUCACAGCGGAGCAGGUUGACACUCUAGGGGAAUUGCCUCUACGGUGGCAGAAGAAAUGGGAGACGAGGUAUGAGUAUUUUGAUGAAAGAGGAUUACCAAAUCAGGGUCGACAAGUAAGGUCCUUGGAUGAGCGCUUUAAGAAGCACAUUCAACUGCCACGACGGAAGGCUAUGGUCCCGGAAUUUGAUGCAGAGGAGAAAGCUGCUGUUAUGAAUAUGUUGCGACCAAUGCUGUCUUUUGAGCCAAAGGAGCGGUUGACCGCACAUGAAAUUCUAAAAUGUGAGUGGAUGGAAAAAUGGGCAUUGCCAGAUGAUAAGGAAAUUUGUCUGGAUGAGAGAGGAGGCUGCGGGAAAAGCUUAUAA